Molecule: messenger RNA, 3417 nt
Organism: Dreissena polymorpha
Lineage: Eukaryota; Metazoa; Mollusca; Bivalvia; Myida; Dreissenidae
Product: protein mab-21-like 2
Exons: 1
Coding region: 277-1383 (368 amino acids)
Source: RefSeq, a predicted model, not a curated record
ACAUGCUGCGGUGAAUAUUUUGUACACAUCUUGUAAAAACACUUGGACACACUUCAGUGAAGUGCUAAGUUAUUAAAUUAUAAGUGAAUCAAUAAGCCCGUAAAACGUGUAUGGAUUUAGUAUACGUAAUAGAAUAGAAUACUAUUAAUAUCGAGUGACUACCUAUCUAGAUAAGAAAACUCGGACAAAAUCGUUGGUAUUUUAUUAAAGAUAAUACACAAACAGUGACAUCGUAUGUGGGAUUCCGUUGUCAAAGAAAGUGCCAGUGGUUAGAAGAUGUUACUGGACGGCAAUUCUCCAGACAUGCUAGCUCAACAAUCCAAAGUGCUCUACGAACUUAACAAGUACUAUAACGAGCGUGUCGGCACGCGACAGAGCGGCGUCGUGAAGACCAUCCGGGAGGUGUACAAGGUGCUGCAGGACGUCUUGAAGGAGGUGGAGGUGCAGGAGCCUCGCUUCAUCAGCAGCCUCACCGAGGUCAACGGGCGCUACGAGGGGCUCGAUGUCGUCUCGCCGACCGAAUUCGAAGUCGUCUUGUACCUGAACCAGAUGGGCGUGUUCAAUUUCGUCGACGACGGGUCUAUACCGGGCUGUGCAGUGUUAAAAUUAAGUGACGGUAGGAAACGCUCGAUGUCGUUAUGGGUGGAAUUCAUAACGGCGUCCGGGUAUUUAUCCGCGCGAAAGAUACGUUCACGUUUUCAAACCUUAGUUGCACAAGCUGUUGACAAGUGUAGUUACCGUGAUGUUGUUAAAAUGGUUGCGGACACGACUGAAGUGAAACUUCGAAUAAAAGAGCGUUUCGUGGUCCAGAUCACGCCGUCGUUCCGGUGCGCUGGCAUCUGGUGCAGGAGCGCCGCGCACUGGCCGGUGCCUCACAUUCCCUGGCCAAACCCGAACAUUGUUGCGGAAGUCAAAUCUGAGGGCUUUGACCUCCUUUCCAAAGAAAGCAUUUACAUGAAGGAUAAACAAAGCGCGGCGGAAGGUGACGCGUGGACCAUGUCUUUCAAAUACGCAGAAGACAGACUUCUGUACGGCGGUUGCCGACGGAAAUGUUUGAGCAUUCUGAAAGCGCUUCGAGACCGCCACUUUGACGUCCCCGGUCAACCUAUCAUGUCCUAUCAUCUAAAGACUCUCUUGCUCCAUGAAUGCGAGAAGCACCCGAGAGAGAUGGAAUGGGACGACACUUGCCUCGGGGACCGGAUCAACGGGAUCCUGCUGCAGCUUAUUUCAUGUUUGCAGAAUCGGCGCUGCCCGCACUACUUCCUCCCCAACGUGGACCUGUUCAAGGGCAAGUCAUCCACAGCCAUGGACAAUGCGGCCAAACAGUGCUGGCGCAUCCUUAGAGAACUUUUAACAAAUCCAAAAAGUCUCGAAAAGCUGUGACGUACCUGACUUGUGCGCGUAUUUGUUUUGUACAUAGAAAGAUUUAGUUUUUUAUUAUUAGAUCAUUUCGAGAAUAAUGUGUUUUAAAAUAAGUGCUACAGGAGUUCUUUUAAAUUAUUAUAUUGAAGAUAAGUAACAUAAUUGCUAAUAGUUUUUAUCCUACAUGUACGUCUAAUUAGUGGGGAAAGAACUUAUUGUUAUAUUAAAUGAAAAAACUACCGCAGGGAUAUAGUGUUCCUUACAUUGCGUCGCGAUGGUUGUAAGUAUCUUAUCACCGUGUUUACCUGACCGCAUGCUGAAACACUUCAUUUAAAGACCCUAAACGAAUAUUCAUAUUUAACAUGUGUGGUUAUAUAACGUUUGAGUUAUUCAAUUACACUUCGAACAAAUAAAAUUGGCGUGUACCGCAUGAUCACCAUCAAAAUGUCGCGAAUAACUUUUGUGCAAUCAUUCUAAUUAUUUGGUUAACCUUCAUUGAAUCUUGUGGUUCCGGAAAACAUCUUAUGUACCAAAGUAUGAAUACUUAUAAUAUUCUCAUUUUUAAGUUAUUCAAACAUUUACUAUGGAGGAUAUUAUGCAAAUAUUAUUCCACAUUAAAUACCCCUCGUUUACAAAUAGUAUUUCAACUGAUUACGUUGUAAUCAAAACAAGUCUAGUCAAACACUGUUAUAUUUCUAUUAUUCUGUUGGUAAUAAUUGCUUACCGCAGAGCACACAAAAAACUCCCGAACACCAGAAAACGUGGAAACUUUAUAGGCGUGGGGGCAUAUUCCAAGUAUGUUUUAGAUGAAAUAUGGAUAGAUAAAUUGUCAGCUUAUCAGCUAUGAAAUUUCCCGCAACUAGAUAAUGCUAUGAGUUAUGAAUCCAGUGACGCCGCUAAAAUGCUUAUAAUUUACUCUUAAUUACAUUCGCAUUAUUUACAUGUAACAGGUCCAAAUAGCGGAAAAUGCGGAAAUAUUAAUUUCGGUUUCCGCGCCAGACCUCUAGACCCAAAUAUAUGGAAGGCAAAACCUGCAUAGGUGUCGUCUUUUAUAAUAAUGUAUAGGCCCUAAAACAUAUGGGUCAUCAUAUAUAAAAAGCUUAACUUUAACAGUCCCUUUCUUAAGAAGGCUUUAUAUUCAAUUAUUAAAAGUAAAACAAUAAAAUAAUAAAAUUAAUGGGAUCAUAAACUAGCGGUUUUAUAUAGUUUGCGAUCAAACUGUACCAUUAUAAUGAUCUAUGUUGCCAGUAAAAAGAAAAUAUUAACAGCUAUCCGGUGUAUUGGAAUUCAAAUUGCGAAUGACUGCAGAUUUACGGUGCCAAAUUGCAUAAAACCAUAAUUAGGCUUGACUUUAAUACGUUUAUAAUAAACUUCCAAUUUCAUUAGCACGUUAAAUCAAAUCUGGAUUAAUGUACAACUUUAUUGUAUUUAAACGAAUAGCGUCGUUGUUUAAAACGAAUAGACAGCUUGCAUUAUUUUUAAUUAGUGUAUGCUUUGAUACCAUACAUUUUAUAGUGGUCAGUAAAGCGUUGUCUAUUCCUAGUUAGAUUAAACAUAUUGCCCAUCAAUACAGUAGUAUAUAUAAUAUAACAAUUUAACGACAGAUAGGUUAAAUGGCCACGGACUCAAGACGGAAGCUUAAAGCUUAUAAAUUCUCCCUCUGUCAUUUUUUUACUUGAAGAUUAAUCUUAACAACCAUAUUUAUACCGACAUCUCUGCGCUGUAAAAUGUCAAAUGGUGGAGUGUUAUUAAAAUAUUUUCUUUUCUUAUACAUAAUAUUUUUUUGGUUUGACACUAAAAAUUGAAGAUGCUGAAAUAUUUUUGUUAUAUUUUUAAGUAUUUUAUGUAAAAACUAAACCAUUAGCUAUAGCGAACUAACUUUAUUUUAAAUAAGCUCAUUAGAAUAUGCGACUUUUCUAGCGCCUACGCAGACUUUUCAAAUGUUGGCGUUUUGUUGUCCUUUUAUGUGUUUAUAUUGUUUAACAAUUUCGUUUUUAUGUUUGUUGUAUGCGUACAAUUUAUUGUAUUUAUUUGACGGAUAAAAAUAAAUUUAUU